AUGUAUUUAUUUCCAAGAAACAGUGUUGGUGAGUUUCCAAUUAAUGAAGUAAAAGAAAUAGUUGAUAAUCAGAAUAUACCAGUUAAAACAAUAAAUAGAGAAGAUCCAUUUAAUAUUAUUCGUGAAUUUAGAAAGAAAUAUAUGGGAAUAGAAUGUUCAUAUGCACAAUUUAAAGAUAGUAAAACAAGAAUUACAUUUGGAACAUUUGAUAGUUUACCAUUAUCAAAAGAAUAUUUAAACACACCAAUAACUAUUAAAUGGAAAAAUGAAGAAAAAGUAACAGUUAAUUAUAAGAUAAUUAAAUUAAACGAAUCAGAGUGUUCAAGGAGGUAUUGA
This is a messenger RNA of Entamoeba dispar SAW760, 336 nucleotides long. RefSeq lists its product as uncharacterized. Bases 1 to 336 code for a protein of 111 amino acids. NCBI's taxonomy places the organism in Eukaryota, Evosea, Mastigamoebida, Endamoebidae. The transcript has a single exon. The record is from RefSeq and is a predicted model, not a curated record.